GCGGGUUCAGCGUGUUGAGGCAGGACGCGUGGCCUCGCCGUACCAUUUCUUCAACCUAAUUCUGUGAGACACCUCAGACACUCAUACCGGGAGCUUUCGUGUCGAGUUCUCUUGGAAAGAAGGUGAUGUUAAAUGACAAAUGCAGGACAAGGAUUCACAGAUGAGCUCAGCGGGAGACUUCAGAGAUCCAGACUUACAUCAGCCUCGAGGUGGGAGGAAGACUGUGCAGAAGAGAACCUUCACCAGGUGGAUGAACGUCUUUCUGCAGAAAUGCAAGCCUCCAAUUGAGGUACAUGACCUGUUCACGGACAUCCAGGAUGGUAAAAUACUGAUGGGCCUGCUGGAGGAACUCACCAGCUGCAAACUGCUUUACAGGUUCAGAUCAUCUCCUCACCAUAUUUUCAGACUGAACAACAUUGCUAAAGCUCUGGCUUUCCUGGAUGACAGGCAUGUGAAGCUGCUCAGCAUUGAAGCUUCCGGGAUCGCGGAUGGUGUUCCUUCGGUUGUUCUCAGUCUGAUCUGGAGCAUCAUCCUGCAUUUCCAGAUCAAGGAGGUGACAGCAGGCCUCCAGCGGCAUUUGUCAUCCAGCCUUUCAUCCUUGUCAGUGAGCAGCUCUCCUUCUAGUGACCUCUCACCGCUGCCCACAGACACUGUUGGGAACUUUUCCAGUCAAACGUUGCCAAGCAAAGGCAGGAAACCUGCCAGGGGGUCAAGGUAUCACGGGAAAGCUAUCAAGACGCUCCUAGACUGGGUCCAAAGAUGCACAUCAAAGUUUGGUGUGGAGGUGCAUGACUUUGGGAAGAGCUGGAGGAGUGGCCUGGCGUUCUUAGCACUGAUUAAGUCCAUAAACCCAUUCUUGGUUGACCUGAGGAACAGCCUGUCCAGGAAGCCUGGAGAAAACAUGAAGGAGGCCUUCAUGAUAGCUCAUCAGAGUUUGGGUGUACCACCCCUACUGGAGCCUGAAGAUGUAACAUGUAACUCACCAGAUGAGAAGUCCAUCAUCACCUAUGUGUCCAUGUUCCUGGGCCAUUAUUCAGCCACGCAUGAGGAUCAGAUGUCCAAUACCGAAAUGAGUGUAAACAUCCCUGAGAUCCCAAAUUUUGGAUCACUUGAAUCAGUCAGCUUUGGAGACACACAGGCUGAUGACCCAAAAGUUCAAGCUUUGCUCAAGAGCCUGGAGAAGAGCAAUGAGCAGCGACUGUGGAAACGGUGGGCCAGAAGAUCCUCAGGGGGGACUCGUGGAGCCUGGGUUUCCGAAAAGCCUGUAGGCAACCACAAAGGGACAAGCAGGCAUUUAAGCGUCUUUGGGCCAAUCAGUCCAUUGGCCGUAGGUGUUGGCAGCCAGGAGAUUCAAUCGUGGAUAGAGAACUCCACCUCGGGUCCAGGCUACACCAAGUUCAGAGGAGAUGAGAGUCACUUUUCUUUGAGCUCAGAGGAAGGAAUCUACAACUUAUCAGUGCUGGAUUCCGAUGAGGAGGAAGCAUACAGCUACAUCCUGGAACUCAACAAAGAGGUUUUCCAAUCGUGUGGUCAGCAGAAACAUCAAGUGGCAAGAGUGGAAGAGGAAACGGAGGAAGAAAUGAUGUUAAAUGGGCAGGAGGUGUUACACAACAGCAAUCGGGAAGGUCAAGAUUUUGAAGAUGAAGCAGAAGUUAGAGCUCCUUCAGCAGGUCAGAUGAAAGCAAGAAGUUCAUUCAGAGAGCCGGUGAACAAUAAGUGUGUGCUUUAUGAAAGCUGGAAACACAAAUCCGUUAAUGAUGAUAAUGGAAAGAAGAAAGAAUGGAGGCAGGAGAAGAUGGAGAAUGAUAGACUGGUGAGGUCUGGUUUUGAAGCAGAGCUUUCUGAAACAGGUCGACCAGCGAGGGGAACCAGACUGUUCGAGCAAGACGAGACCUCAGAGAAAGGGCACGAUCAACGGUUAGUACGAGGAAGAGAGGACGAGGAGAGUGAAGACAGCGAAACAAGGGUUAAAACACACCCGUGUGAAGAAAAGGCACCGGAAAUAAAAUAUGACACAGAGCCAGGUGCUGAUAUCGGUCGACUCUUCAGCGCCACCUGUCAGUCAAUCAGCAGUGAUGGAGGUGGCGCUCUUCAGUCCUUAGCAGCCUGCUGUGAUGUAACCCCAUUAGAGCUGCAAGUGCUCUUGGUGCUGUGGAUCCUGGUCUACUGCUGCCUCGUCCUACCCAAGAUGAACUUUUGAGGCCCCCCCCGUGGUGCACCCUCCUCAUUAAGAUAUGCUUAUUAGCCCAGUUUGCACUAAUGAUCCAAACAGGGAUACUUCAGGCACAGUUGACUCUUUACCUCUGUUGUGAAAACUUCCCUCAGGACAACAUUUUAAUGAUUAUGUUUGCUUCUUUUUGUAAGCAGAAAUUAUUUAUCUGUCGGGCUAUAGCUUCACAUAAACAAAUAAUGGUGUUAUCCCCAUGACUGCUCAGAUUGCACGAGUUAUCCGACACUGUCCAUCUGGUGAUCUUUGCAGAAGGCACCUGCUAAAUAAAUGCUCAGUGUAAUUGUGUCAUUAACAAAAAUAAAUAAAUAAAAUCAUUCACUCUUCUUUAUAAACCACAUGGUGGCAUUACAGGAUCAGAUCAGAUGUUCCACGUGAUGUAAAAGUGCUGCAGGCUGCUUGCACAGGGUGACUGAUCAGCUCCUACGGCCACUCGCAAACCAAAGACCUGCUGUGUUCUCUUGAAUCUGUUGCUGCAUUGAAAAGAUUGAGCUGAUAAUAUUUAAUGAACACUUUGAUAUGUUGGAUUUUUCUCUGAAUGUUUCUUUCUUCUGAUGCCACAUUUGAUUGUUUUAAAGCUGUACGGCCUUUCAAAUUUCAAAAAAGUGACCAAAUUUAGUUUGUACUGAAAUCAAAGCAUUAUGAUCUCAGCUCAAUUUUGCUACAUGUUGCAAAAUUACAGCUCAUUUUAAUGAAGAGAGCUUAUUUAUCAGGGGGUGGGUGGUUGAAUUCCAUGGUGAAUAUUGUCUUAUAGAGAGGUAGAACUUUAUUGAUCCCUUGGAUAAGGUCCCUUAGUGAAAUUAAUGUUCCAUUUGCAGCACAGCACCAAUAAGAUCAAUAAAAAAAAAAUUCCUUCUAACGCCACCGUGCAGACAGACUGUAGGAGGCAGCGCGUGUGUGCAUGCACGAGGUUUUCAGAUCACCCGUGACCUGACCCACUUGCUUGAUGCACAUUCCCUGGGUGUGCACACUAACAUCUGUAAGAUGUCUUGUAAAUCACUUCAGAGAUGUUAUCUGGUUCCAAAAACAGCAUUUUAAAAUUUACAAGUGUUUAUUCCUUGCUAAUUUUUUUUUUUUGAGAAAGAUAUUAGAUUCAUACAGGAACUAGAGCACAGCGCAAUCCUCCGCCAACACUAGUUUCCAAUUCCACAAAUUUUUACCUUUGAAACACUUUUCAAGAUGAAAGUCCUGUUAGAAAGUGACUUUCAUAAGUUAAAAUAAAAUACAAAAUACAGCUCAAAGGAGCUUUUCUAUGUUAAUACCAAAUAUGUGCUAAAUCUGCAAUACGGAUCAGAUGUGGAUCAAAUUUAGUCUUUUCAUUCAGAGUGCCAGGUUGCACCUCAUUGCCACAAAUGAGCGUGAAUGAUGCACUUUUGAGAUAUAAUGCAAAAUGUACAUCAAAUGGGCUUUUCAAUAUUAAAUUCAAAUGCCCACAAAAUCCACAAUCCGGAGCAGAUCUGGAUCAAACUAUUUCAGGUGAUACUGA
Molecule: messenger RNA, 3713 nt
Organism: Thalassophryne amazonica
Lineage: Eukaryota; Metazoa; Chordata; Actinopteri; Batrachoidiformes; Batrachoididae
Exons: 10
Coding region: 140-2200 (686 amino acids)
Biological process (GO): nuclear migration
Cellular component (GO): cytoplasm; nuclear outer membrane; meiotic nuclear membrane microtubule tethering complex
Molecular function (GO): actin filament binding
Source: RefSeq, a predicted model, not a curated record